Messenger RNA from Bubalus bubalis (water buffalo), 3528 nucleotides. RefSeq names its product interleukin-2 receptor subunit beta. NCBI's taxonomy places the organism in Eukaryota, Metazoa, Chordata, Mammalia, Artiodactyla, Bovidae. Gene Ontology annotation, molecular function: cytokine receptor activity; protein binding. The record is from RefSeq and is a predicted model, not a curated record. Gene Ontology annotation, cellular component: external side of plasma membrane; membrane. Bases 252 to 2042 code for a protein of 596 amino acids. The transcript has 11 exons. Gene Ontology annotation, biological process: cytokine-mediated signaling pathway; immunoglobulin mediated immune response.
CGGCCGUCAGCCGUCUACUACCUGGGCCGAGGGAGCCGGAGCCCGGCCCUGGGGAGAUGGCUGCGGUCCCAGCAGCGGAGAGAAGCAGAGAGAGCGCGUCCCAGCUCCAUGUCCCAGCCAGGUUGGACAUGCUAGAGAGUCCUUUCAGCAAUGACAACAUGGGUCCCUGAAUCUUGAAAGGAAAGGAAAGAGCAUGUGUGGGGCAGAGGGACUCGCAGGGCUCCCUUCCCCAGCCCCCGCCCGUGGAUGUGAUGGCGGCUCCGGCUCUGUCCUGCUGUCUGUCCCUCCUCAUCCUCCUCUUGCUGCUGACCAUCCCUCAGACAUCUACAGCAGUGAACGCACUGAGCAUCUCCUCACCUGGUAGGAACAGGAGUGGCGGGGGAACCCUUGAAGGCCAUGGGUGCCCUACAGCCAGUCCCACACGCCACAUCUUCACGGCAUAUGCUUCCAACAUCACAUGCUUCUAUAACUCGAGAGCCAACGUCUCCUGCGUCUGGAGCCAUGAUGAGGGCCUGCGGGCCACCACCUGCUGCUUGCACAGCCGUCAGCCUCAGAGAGAGGUGCUUUUUCCUACAAAACAGUGGAACCACACCUGUGAGCUGCAGCCAGUGAGGCCAGGAUCCUGGGCAUGCAACCUGGUCCUGGGACAUUCUCCAGAAGCUCAGAAACUGACCGUAGUGGAUGUCAUGAAAUUGACGGUGAUGUGCUCUGAAGGCGGGAAGUGGAGGAGGAUGAUGACCCAGGCUAUCAAGCCCUUUGAUUACAUUCGUCUGGUUCCACCCCACUCACUCCAGGUCGUCCACAUAGAGACCCAUAGGUGCAACAUAACCUGGACCGUCUCCCAGGUAUCCCACUACAUCCAAAACGAUGUGGAGUUUGAGGCCCGGACUAGGUCUGAGGGCCAUAGCUGGGAGGACGCCCAGCUACUGACCCUCAGGCAGAACCAGCAAUGGAUCUCCCUGGAGAAUCUCGCUCCAGGCAUGGAAUAUGAGCUUCAGGUGCGGGCCAAGCCCCGGCUAGGCAGCCAUGAGGUUUGGAGCCACUGGAGCCAGCCCCUGGCCUUCAGGACGGUCCCUGCAGAAACCAAGAAGAAGAUCCCACCUCUCCCUUGGUUGAACCACAUCUUCUUGGGAGUUGGCAGUUUCUUUGGUCUUGUCCUCUUGGUUUACUUUCUGGGCAGCUUCCGGUGCAUCAGGCUAUGGCUGAAGAAUAUUCUCAAGUGUCACAUCCCAGACCCCUCGGAGUUUUUUUCCCAACUGAGCUCUGAGCAUGGAGGAGAUUUCCAGAAGUGGCUCUCUUCACCCUUCCCCUCGUCCUCCUUCAGCCGCAGUGGCCUGGACCCCGAGAUCUCCCCUCUGGAGGUGUUGGACAGGGACGCCAAGGCCACACAGCUGCUCCUGCUGCAGCAGGACAAGGGCUCAUCGUCCUCAGCUGAGACCAGUGGCCACUCGGUGACCAGCUGCUUCACCAACCAAGGCUACUUCUUCUUCCACCUCCCAGAUGCCCUGGAGAUUGAGGCCUGCCAGGUGUACUUCGCUUACGACCCCUGCACAGAGGAGCUUGAUGAAGGUGGGCCCAGGGCCCCCGAGGGAGCUCUCCUUCCACCCCUGCCGACUCCACCAGGGGAUGACGAUGCCUACUGCACCUUCCCCCCCGGGGAAGACCUGUUACUCUUCUCUCCGAGUCUCCUCAGUGGCCCAGGUCCCCCGAACACUGCCCAGUGGGGCACUGGGGCUGGUGAAGAGAGGCUGGUCUCCAGCCCACAGGAGGGAGUCCCUGGAGACUGGACCCCCCAGCCCCUGGGGCCUCCUGCUCUGGAAGCCCCUGACCUGGUGGAUCUGCAGUCACCCCCAGAGCAUGAGCUGGGAGAAGCAAGAGAGAAGGUACCUGGCCCCAGUCCAAGGGAGGGGACCAGCUUCCCCUGGGCCAGCCCUCCCGGGCAAGGCCAAGUCAGGGCCCCCACUGUCUGCCUGACCCUGAACACUGAUGCCUACUUAUCCCUUCAAGAGCUCCAGGAUCAGGACCCAGCUUACUUGGUAUAGACAGACAGGCAGAGCUGGGAGGCAGGUGGCCAUCCACUGCUGUGCCAGGCCUGCUUGAGGACUCUCUGUCCAUGAAGCUUUUCCCCUGCUGAGACACGGUGUCCAGCAGCCUCUGGACAUCCCUGCCCAGAGGGCCUCACCCAGCCCUGCACACUCAGCUGUUGAUUUCCAAACCUCAUUUGCUGCUCCCUGGUCCUACAGCCCAAGCCAAGAACUUUGGGGGUGGGGUCCUUUGACUCCCCCAUUCCCUCAUUCGUCGUGGAGUACUGUGGGUUUUACCUCUGAACCAUUUCUCCUCUCCAGCCCUGCAGCUACUUUUCAGGGAGAGUUUGUGGUUCUCCAGUGGUCUUCACCCUGGCUUACUCACUGGGCUUCCUGCCUUGAUCACACCCUUCCCACCCACCCACCACAGGACAAUCAGCGGAAUCUUUCCAAAACAUAAAUGGAGCUAUGCCGCUCCUCCUGGAGAAGGAAAUGGCAACCCACUCCAUUAUUCUUGCCUGGAAAAUCCCAUGGACAGGGGAGCCUGGCGGGCUACAGUCCAUGGGAUUGCAAAGAGUUGGACACAACAGAGCAAAUGACCAUACAUGAGCUGCUCCUAGUUUAAAAUCCCACCAUGGCUCACCACUGCCCUCAGUACAACUUCUUGGCCUACCCGUUGGUCCUCCAGCAUCAUGCUGGGACAUUCCUGUCUAGAACCCUCCCAACAGUCCUACUCAAAGACCCCGAUGCUGGGAAAGAUUGAAGGCAGGAGGAGAAGGGGGCAACAGAGGAUGAGAUGGUGGGAUGGCAUCACUGACUCAACGGACAUGAGUUUGAGCAAACUCCUGGAGAUAGUGAAGGACAGAGGACCGUGGCAUACUGCAGUCCAUGGGGGUCUCAGGAGUCGGACAUGACUGAGCGACUGAACAACAACAGUCCUGCAGAGCCACUUGGAACUCCUUCAUUUCCCCACACCUUUGUACGUGUGAUUUCCUGUUCCUGGGGGGCCAUCUCCUCCCUCAUCUGGCUGACAAACCCCCCUUAUCCUUCAGGUGGCAGUUCUGCUUCCCUUGCAGGGAAACACUGCCUCCUUUCAUGUGCCCAAACUCGAGAUUCAGUGCUGGAGGGACAGGCUCUCAGGGACACAGGGUGGCGAGACAAAGUGUCUCUGUCACAUCCCCUUUGGGAUCUCUCGUGACCUCGGAAUGCUUGCCUACAGCUGUGGCCCGUCUGUGCACAAAUGCCCAGCAAAGGGGACGCUGGCUGGAUCUUUCCACAAUGGCAAGCCGCUGGAAAGUAAACCCCUCCAAGUGGCGGGUCCUGAUGCUGUAGGAGGCCUCCCUCAGGCCCCUCUUGCUCCACCCUCCACUGGAGGGGUCUUUUCUGCAGCUCAAAGGCUGGCACACUGCCUCCAGAUGGCAGUUCCAUUCCCCGCCCUUGAUAGAGUGGACUUUACAUCCUAUCAUAGUCCCUGAGUGAAUUAAUAAACUAUCUGGCAUCACCA